This is a messenger RNA of Chiloscyllium plagiosum (whitespotted bambooshark), 1677 nucleotides long. NCBI's taxonomy places the organism in Eukaryota, Metazoa, Chordata, Chondrichthyes, Orectolobiformes, Hemiscylliidae. The record is from RefSeq and is a predicted model, not a curated record.
AUGCAAGCCAUCAAGGCCAGGGCACUAGGUGUCUACCUGCAACAAAUUCAGCAGUUUAUGCCUCCACCAGGCCUUCAACCACCACGAGGUGUCUGCCCACAACCAAGUCGACCGUUUAUGCCUCCACCAGGCCUUCAACCACCACAAGGUGUCUGUCCACGUCUAAAUCGACCGUUUGUGGCUCCACCCUGCCCUCAACCACCGCGAGGUGUCUGCCCACAACCAAGUCAACAGUUUGUGGUUCCACCCUGCCCUCAACCACCACGAGGUGUCUGCCCACAACCAAGUCAACAGCCUGUGGCUCCACCCUGCCCUCAACCACCACAAGGUGUCUGCCCACAACCAAGUCAACAACCUAUGGCUCCACCCUGCCCUCAACCACGACAAGGUAUCUGCCCACCUGCAGCUUCCCAGUUACUGCCACUCCCGCACCCUGAACCAUGUGAGUUACCAGCCGUACUAAUAUCGAAGAGAAUGGGCACAUUAACAGCAGCAGCAGCAGCAGGCCCGACAGACUUGUGUCAACUGGGUGCAGCUGCACCAUGCCCGGACGCAAGCCGUCAGCCAAGGAAGAGAGUUGCAGAGAUGGCCACUGCACCUUGUCCUGCUCCAAGGCAGCGUAGAGAGAUGGCCACUGCACCUUGUCCUGCUCCAAGGCAGCGUAGAGAGGUGACCACUGCACCUUGUCCUGCUCCAAGGCAGUAUAGAGAACGAGUGCCAUCAGACUGGAGCCAUCUGGGUGCUGCUGCACCUCCGCUCAAAAAUGUGUGUCCGCCUGCAGAAGAGGUGGCCGAUGCACCUUGUCCUGCUCCAGCGAGGCGUAGAGAACGAAUACCAUCAGACUGGAGCCAUCUGGGGGCAGCUGCACCUCCGCUCAAAAAUGUGUGUCCGCCUGCAGAAGAGAUGGCCGAUGCACCUUGUCCUGCUCCUGGGAGGCGCAGAGAACGAAUACCAUCAGACUGGAGCCAUCUGGGGGCAGCUGCACCUCCGCUCAAAAACGUAUGUCCGCCUUCAGAAGGUUCUUCCCCAGCUCCGAAGAGACGAGCUACGGGAGGAGCAGGACCGUGUCCUCAUGGGAGGGGUGCAGCUGGACCAGAUAUGGGUGCACAGCAACAGGGUCGAAGACAGGGUGCAGGUGGGCCACAAAGGCCGCCAAAGCGCGGGCCUGAUGGAGCAAGAUUACAAACGCCACCACGGCAAAUAAUGCCACGGCCUGGGAGACCACUCGUGAAGGAAGAUGCAGUUCGUAGGAAUUUGAUUGGAGAAAUUGCCUUCCAAUUAGAUCGCAGGGUCCUGACUUAUGUCUUCACAUCAGGACCUCGGCUGUACGGGUUUAGAGUGCUGAACAUCCCUGAGAAAACCAUUCAGGUCGCAGCAUGUCGUGGGGAGCAUGACCAAAUGACAAACCGCCACAAUGAGAUCAUGCAGCAACUGAGAAACUUCGGCUACUGUCCCAACACCCACCCCAAAUUCGCAGAACAAAUCGUCAAUACUUUUGGAAUCCUCAAAGAAAAACCACAGUCCCCAGCAAUGUUAGCAAAAUACAAUGAUCCUGAAUUUCUAAAGCAAGCAAUCCAUGAAAAUGCUCCAAUGAAUCUAGUGCUGGAUCUAAUGGUGCUGCUCAACUGUUUGGCAAACAUGUCAGCUAAUGAUGGCAUGCCACUGUUUAUUUGGUAG